CCGCCCCGCCCCCACGUGCUGGCUGAAUGGAUGGAUGGUGUGUGACCGGAUCCGUAUGGGAUUUUUUUCCCUGUCUUUUGUCAGUCACAUUCUCAGCACCACCACCAUCAUCAUCAGCAACAGCAGCAUCAUCAUCUUCAUCAGCAUCAGCAUCCUCAUCGUCAGCGCCAUCAUCUUGACCACCAGCAGCAGCAUCAGCAUCAGCAGAAGCAUCAACAAAAGCAGCCUGAGCAUCUCUAAUGCAAAUCUGCCUUCCUCUCUCUCUCUUUCUCUUUUGAACACAUGAUGGAAAUCUGCGACAGCAGGAGGAAAACGCUGGGAUGGGAUGCUUGAUGGGCCGCUGAUUCCCGAGGACUUCUAUCCUUCUCCAUGUGAUCCUUCUGCAGGGUGCCGCAUUGCCUGGCGGUGUACGGUAGCGUGGUAUAGCGUAAGAAGGGGUUUAUUAAACCCUGAUCCCUGAUUUUUGUCAUCUUAUCUGAGAGUUUGUUUGGAUGAAAGAAAGGCUUUUUCUCGGAUACUGAUCCAAAUCGUUUUGCAUUUUGGACCGGAUGCCGCAAAUGGUGUUUUUUUUUUUUCCUCUUUAUUUCUUGAUUUUCCAACCAGGUGACGCUCAGAUUCGGGGGAAAUUACUCUGUGUGUGCGUGUGUGUGUGUGUGUGCGUGCGCGUGUGUAUGUGUGGGAUCUCAGGACGGGAUCUAAAGUGGCGUCUUAUUUAGGACGCAUCCACAAAUCCUAGGAUAUCACCCUUCUUGUUCUCUUCUUGUUCUUCUUCUCGAUCGCGAUGACUCAUUUACAGGCGGGUCUGUCCGCCGAGACGUUGGAGAAGGCCAAGGCUGAGCUGAAAGAGAACCCUGACACCUUGCACCAGGACAUCCAGGAGGUGCGGGACAUGAUCAUUACGCGGCCGGACAUCGGCUUUUUGCGCACGGACGACGCCUUUAUCCUGCGCUUCCUGCGCGCCCGCAAGUUCAACCACUUCGAGGCGUUCCGUCUGCUCGCACAAUACUUCGAGUACCGACAGCAGAACCUGGACAUGUUUAAGAACCUGAAGGCCACAGAGCCUGGUAUCAAACAGGCCCUCAAAGACGGUUUCCCUGGGGUGCUCUCCAAUCUGGACCGACACGGCAGGAAGAUCAUGGUCCUGUUCGCUGCCAACUGGGAUCAGAGCAGGUACACAUUUGUGGAUAUACUGCGAGCCAUUUUGUUGUCACUGGAGGCCAUGAUUGAAGACCCAGAGCUCCAAGUUAAUGGAUUUGUCUUGAUCAUCGACUGGAGCAAUUUCACAUUCAAGCAAGCUUCUAAACUCACACCAAGCAUGCUGAGAUUGGCCAUCGAGGGCUUACAGGACAGCUUCCCAGCCAGGUUUGGCGGUAUCCAUUUUGUCAACCAGCCAUGGUACAUCCAUGCUCUGUACACAGUCAUCCGGCCUUUCCUGAAGGACAAAACAAGAAAAAGGAUCUUUAUGCAUGGGAAUAAUCUGAAUAGUCUACACCAGCUGAUCGUGCCAGAGAUUCUUCCCUCUGAGUUGGGUGGCAUGAUGCCCCCCUAUGACAUGGGCACAUGGGCCAGGACUCUACUUGACCAUGCCUAUGAUGAGGAGAGUGACUACUGCCCUGAGUCCUAUACGCUUUCUGUCAAAGACCUGGAGAAAGAUCUGUCCCCGAAAAGCAUGAAACGGUCCCAGUCUGUGGUGGAGCCUGGAGUUCUUAAACGGCCAGAGAAAAUCAAAAGCGAGGAGGAGAACAUGCAGCCUCUGCUUUCGCUGGACUAAAGGCUUUUUUUUCCCCUCCUAGCAAUGAGCAAAUAUGAAGGCCUGAACACUGGGCAGGAAGAUCACCCAGUUCCUACAACUGAAGUUUAAAAAAAAAUCCAAAAAAUGUUGAAAGAGAUGUUGCAAUGCAUCUGAGACAGUGUUUCAAAGCGAUAUUUUUGAAUCAAACAGCUAAUGAAAGACAUCUAUAUGUAAUUGUUAAGUGCCAAUUUAAUCCUGUAAAUACACUUCAGCUGUAAGAGUAGGAUUUUUGGGAAAAUUUUAAUGUGACGAAUACCAAUGUAAAGACUGCUGUGAAUAAUCUGUAUGUGCUUCAUGUAGUGAGAGCGGUGUUGUAGGGCACUGAGGGCUUUUCGUGUGUG
Messenger RNA from Silurus meridionalis, 2133 nucleotides. It is a transcript of the gene clvs2, whose product is annotated as clavesin 2. Gene Ontology annotation, cellular component: membrane. Gene Ontology annotation, molecular function: phosphatidylinositol bisphosphate binding. The transcript has 5 exons. The record is from RefSeq and is a predicted model, not a curated record. The coding region runs from base 782 to 1771 and encodes 329 amino acids. Lineage: Eukaryota; Metazoa; Chordata; Actinopteri; Siluriformes; Siluridae.